AUGUAUCUCCAACGUAUUGGCGCCGUCGUCGCCUUUCUCUGCUUCUUCUUAGAAGCUGUCUGGGCGGCGGGAUGUGCUAAUGUCACAAUCAAAUCUCAGGAUGACGCUGAUGAAGUUCGAAAGAACUGCAAAGACAUCCAGGGAUACCUGACUUUUGACGACUACCUCGACGAGUCCAUCAAUCUCGAUGGUAUCGAGUUUAUCAACGGGGAUUUCAGGUACACGGGAGAGUCCGAAUGGGGGAAUGAAACAGAAAUCGGCGGACCGUAUCCCACAACGUUGAAGCCUAUCACAAUCGAAUGUUCAACACUCAAGACGGUCAACGGCUCCAUCUACUUCUGGGCCUUUGAGGGCCUCUCGGAGUUCUUACUUCCCAAGCUCACCAGAGUCGAGGAGUCUUUUACCCUUCAGCGCAUGCACUACCUCAGAAAGCUCGACAUUACCAAGCUCGCGCAUCUGGGGGCCUUCACCAUCGAGGCGAACCACCUCACUGAACUGAAACACGAGGGGCUCAAGGGUUUCACAGACGGCGCUUUCUCGCGAAGUAUUCGGUUCUGGGGCAUUAGGGUUUCAUCUGUCGACAGCUGGUUCAAGUAUCCCCUGACAGCCAUCGCUCGAGAUUCGGAGUAUGACCUCACGUCGUGGGCGCCCGUGCAUAUCGACGCCAACCGCAUUCCAAAAAUCAAAAGCGUCACCAUCGGAUACGCAAACACCAGCAAGAUCUGGGUCGAGGGAAACGACACUGAGCUCACGCUCGGCAGCUCAGAAACUGAGACGAUGAAUAUUGGGUUCCUGCAACUUCAGGGCGACCUCACCAAGAUCACGCGCGCACCCAACGUCAAGGAGAUCAAUGUCGGCCAGCUAUAUUUUAGAGGUUCUUCUUUGAAGGAGAUUGACCUAACCAUGUUUGACAAGAUUACCAACCUCACGAUUUAUGACCAUGGAAAUCUGCAGAGGAUUCGAAUGCCAGCCAAAGCCGUCGACUGGGAGGACAUGACAAUCAGUAUUGAGAUGAACCAGAACCUCACCCUUAUAUCAGAGUAUCGCGACCCCGAGAACAAGACAGACCAGUUCUGGUACUGGCCUAAAGGAAACAUCAGCAGAAUCAGCAUCAUGGGUAACCCUCUCUCCACCGGAUUCUUCGACUCAUUCCUCGCAGCCCGCAACGGCUCUAACCCGCCAAAGGUCCUGGACUCUUUCUACUUGGCGCAGGCUCCACUCCAAUGGUCAGAACCGAUGGGAUUCAACUGCACGCCCUUUGAGGAGCUUUAUAAUAGGUCUGUCCUUCCCGAGAACUAUAGAUGCGAGAACUACGACUCAUUGUCUUCUGCGAGCCAUGUCUGGAUGAGUUGGGGCUUUGUCGGGGUAGCGUUUCUGUCGAGUGUUCUCUACUUAUCCUAG
Molecule: messenger RNA, 1401 nt
Organism: Fusarium falciforme
Lineage: Eukaryota; Fungi; Ascomycota; Sordariomycetes; Hypocreales; Nectriaceae
Exons: 3
Coding region: 1-1401 (466 amino acids)
Source: RefSeq, a predicted model, not a curated record